CUCUCUAUAGAGAGAGAGAGAGGUCCACCAUACCACUCGCUGCUUAUCUUAUAGAAAGUGCAGAGAGAAUUUCUUGUUUGUGAGAGAUGGGUUUCACAGAGAAGCAAGAAGCGUUGGUGAAGGAAUCAUGGGAGGUUUUGAAGCAAGAUAUCCCUCGUUUCAGCUUGCUUUUCUUUUCUCUGAUAUUGGAGAUAGCACCAGCUGCAAAGAAUAUGUUCAGUUUUCUGAGGGAGUCUGAGGAGAUUCCCCAGAAUAAUCCCAAGCUCAAAGCUCAUGCUGUCAAGGUUUUCAAGAUGACAUGUGAGUCAGCCAUUCAACUGAGGGAGAAAGGGGAGGUGGUGGUCACUGAUACAACUUUGAAGAAUCUGGGCAACGUUCAUGUCAAGAGUGGUGUCUUAGACCCCCAUUUUGAGGUGGUGAAAGAAGCACUUUUAAGGACAGUUAAAGAAGCAAUAGGAGAAGGGAAAUGGAGCGAAGACAUGAAGAGCGCAUGGGGUGAAGCUUAUGAUCAGUUGGCUUCAGCCAUCAAGGCUGAGAUGAACAACAUUGCUGCUUAAUUUCAAUGUUAAUUAUCCUUUUACUUCCAUCAAAUCAAAUGUUGAUGUCAAUAUCAUCAUGAAUAAAACUUAUUUGUAUUAAA
Molecule: messenger RNA, 640 nt
Organism: Hibiscus syriacus
Lineage: Eukaryota; Viridiplantae; Streptophyta; Magnoliopsida; Malvales; Malvaceae
Product: non-symbiotic hemoglobin 2
Exons: 4
Coding region: 87-557 (156 amino acids)
Molecular function (GO): heme binding; oxygen binding
Source: RefSeq, a predicted model, not a curated record